UCAACAACUCGCGGGAAGUGCCGCAAACAAUCCCAAGCAUUCUUCGUGCUCUCACAGACAAAUUUCUCGAAUAUUUCGGUGCCUGGUCUGUCCAAAAAUUUGAUAGCUACAACUAAUGAUGUCUGUAGUAUUCAGCAGCUUCUAUGACAUCCAGCGCCUUCGAUAUAACUAGUAGAUCUUCGCUUCGAAAAACGAUACCAAUGAGCCGCCGCAAUGACCGGCCUUGGCAAAAAAAUUGAACAUCAACCUGAGUAUCAGGCGGAAUUUUUCCGAAAAAAUGAAGAGAGGAAAAUAUUUUUUUAUAAUGUUAUAGAAAACGAUUUCUCUGACGUUCAAAGCCUUUUUUUCUCAUUACUCUGAGAACGAGCAGUCGGCGGGUUAGGGUACUAUAUAUAGCUGAACCCCUCAGCGCGUCCCAUUCGAGUACCCUUUGUUUUUUGAUCAAUCAAGAGCCAUGCCGGAAUCCGGCAUGAGAACAUGCGAUUCGAACAGUACUUGUAUCAGGCCCUUGUCUUGUUUCUCGCCGGCGCGAUAGAGACAUAGGAGGGCCUGGUUCUCAUUUUAGUGAUUAUCGGUCGAGCUAUCCAGAGGAUAUUUUGAUCUGUAAUUUUCUGGUCCGCGCCGCCAGGAUUACAUCGCUACUACAAAUGGAAACUAGAUAAUGAGUUGGUGGGACUUCAAGUGCGACGCUGACAAACACUCCGACAAUGAGCGCGCCAAAGAUGCCAUAAACAUCACUAUAUUCCACUGGGGAAUUCAUGGCUGGAUCGCCUACACGCUUGUUGGUCUCAUUCUGGCCUUCCUCUCACAUCGCAAGGGCAUGCCCAUGACCAUGAGAUCCUGCUUUUAUCAGGCGAUUGGAGAACGAAUCUACGGCACCUUCGGUGACAUGGUCGAUAUUCUGUCGAUUGUGUGCACUAUGUUUGGCGUGUGUACGAGCCUCGGUCUCGGAGUGAUCCAACUCAAUGCUGGCUUUAGCAGACUCAACCCGAGUAUCGGGGAAAGUAAAGAAAACCAAGUCAUCAUCAUAUGGUGCAUCACCGCAAUGGCCACAGCCUCAGUGGUCAGCGGUGUUAAGCUGGGGAUCAGACGCCUUAGCGAGAUUUGUUUCUCUGUAGGAAUCUUCAUGUAUCUUAUUGUACUCUUCUAUGGCGACACGUGGUACUUUCUGAACGUGUUCGUCCAGAGCAUCGGUUACUAUCUGCAGACCUUUAUCCAGCUCGGCUUCCACACCGACGCCUUCGCACAAGCUGGAAAUGCCCCGGAUGAAAAGCAAGCUCCUGAUUGGAUGAACAGCUGGACUAUAUUCUACUGGGGCUGGUGGAUCUCAUGGUCCCCAUUUGUUGGGAUUUUCAUCGCGAAAAUUUCACGCGGCCGCACGAUUAAGGAAUUCAUCACGUACACGCUAACGAUCCCGGUCACCUACAUCGUGAUGUGGUUUUCGACGUUCGGCGCAGCGGGAAUCAAGAUGGAGCGGGACGCAGCACUCGCGGGUAUCGAGUGCAACUCGACACUAGGCGGUGCCAUGGCAACAGAGUCUCUCAACGGACUUUUCCGACUUUCGUGUCGAAGCUCGACAAGUAUGUGGUUUGAUUUGAUCUCGCAGUUCCAAGGCAUUUCUGCUUUCCUCACUGGCCUAUCCCUUGUGUGUUUGGUUCUUUACUUUGUCACAAGCUCCGACAGUGGCUCGCUCGUGAUUGACAGCCUCUCAGCCAAUGGCCAUCCAGAUCCACCUGUCACUCAGCGCAUAUUCUGGGCUUUGACUGAGGGCGCUACGGCUACGGCGUUACUGUGGGCGGAAGGGAAAGAAGCGUUGAAUGCUCUCCAAGCAGCAUCUGUUUGCUCAGGCCUCUUCUACACCGUCAUUCUCAUCUUUUUCUGCGUCUGUUUCUGGAGGACUCUGAAGAUCGAAUUCGGGGACUUGGAUCCUAAUGGCCCACAGUUCACCAUGAGCAUGCUUGAUGUCAUCUACAGGCCAUCUCUACGCCGAUUGGCUAAACUCCUGGUUGCCACGGUGGCCCCGUGGUUUCCGUUUGGCAAGGCUUCCAGCAAGAUAAACAACAGCAAGCCUUUUGUUACAGUGGUUGUUCUUGCCAUUCCCUUUUACGCAUUUGUGUUUUUGGAAAUCUUACAAGUCGUCGAGACAGGACUUGGUUAUAUCGGCUGGUCGAUAUAUAUGGGUUUUGUCGCCUACGCCACAGGAAUUAGGAUCACCAUUCGGGAAAAGUAUGGUAUCUAUGGCAACUUGUUGGAGGAUUUUUUUGCCACGAUGUUCGUAUACCCAUUAAGUGCGCUGCAACUUGAAGACCAUAUGGAGUGCUACAAACCAGUCGCUAAUGGUGACAUUAAUGACAAUCCACACCGAGAAUUUAUGUUAGAGGCAAUUAUAGAUACAUAAACGGUCCGUGUAGCUGGACGUAAGAUUAAGGGGAGGUGGAAGGCCUUAAGGCUUAGCUGAUUUCACCGAAAAAUAUUAGAGACAGCUAAUACUUAAAGGGCCGGUGUAGCUGGAUUAAGAUUAAUGAUUUUUUGUUGGGGGCGUUAUAACGACUUAGUUCACAGAUUAAUUAUAUUAGUGGCACUUUUAGAUACUUAAAGGGCCAGUGUAGCUGUAUAUAAUAAUAUUUUUUUUAUGGGGGGGCGGGGGGAGGAGAAGGGAGGAAGCUAGGGGGCGUUAACGCUAAACUGAUUUCACCGAGAACUUGUUAUAGAUACU
This is a messenger RNA of Nematostella vectensis (starlet sea anemone), 2716 nucleotides long. RefSeq names its product glycine betaine transporter 1. Gene Ontology annotation, biological process: nitrogen compound transport. Gene Ontology annotation, molecular function: transmembrane transporter activity. Gene Ontology annotation, cellular component: plasma membrane. The transcript has 3 exons. Lineage: Eukaryota; Metazoa; Cnidaria; Anthozoa; Actiniaria; Edwardsiidae. Bases 662 to 2398 code for a protein of 578 amino acids. The record is from RefSeq and is a predicted model, not a curated record.